Messenger RNA from Pundamilia nyererei, 3097 nucleotides. RefSeq lists its product as uncharacterized. Lineage: Eukaryota; Metazoa; Chordata; Actinopteri; Cichliformes; Cichlidae. The transcript has 4 exons. The record is from RefSeq and is a predicted model, not a curated record. The coding region runs from base 503 to 2536 and encodes 677 amino acids.
GGAGAGAGACAGGAAGGGAGAGAGAGAGAGAUGUAGAGACAGGAAGCCUCCACUGCCACUGAGCCAGUGAGAUGCAGGCAGGCAGAGAGAGACGACAGAGGGAGAGAGAGGCCCUCGGCAUCUCCACGGCUGGCCCAGCGAGGGGGCGAGGGGCUCAAGAGCACUACAGCGGAGAGAAGAGUGGGAGGGGACGCUGAAACUGAGGGAAAAGAAGAAGGGCGAUACAAUCAGAAGCAGGCUUCGCCAGGAAAAAGGGGAGUGGGGUGAGUGGGACUAGAGCCGAGGAGGGAAAAAGCAGAUAAAAGUUUUGGAGACGGAGUAAGAGAGGGGAGAGGGAAGGGGGAGACGAGACUGAACAUCAGAGCGGAUAAAGCCCGUUAAUGGCAAAGGUAGGAGGAGAUUCGUGGAAGAAGAGGAGGAAGCUCUCGGUGUCUCAGGAGUCCUCCCGUUCCCCUUUUACUUCGUCUUCAUUCUGCCAGGCUGCCGGACAUCAUCCAUCACCAUGUUCUCUGACAGCAGGGCUCCGGCGCCUGGGGAGCAGAAAGGCUUCAAGUCCCACACCCCUCACUUCAUCCCCUGGCUGCGCAAUAGCUUGAAGCCUCACCAGAGCAGCAACCUGGGGCUCAACGAACCGUACAAAUCCAACUCAGAGACCCGAAACAACCUGACCCCGCUGGAGAGAGCCAAGGGGAUCGGCUUUUUCUCCAUCCAGGGGAAGGGCCGUGGAAAAAAGGCUGAACUUCGGUGCAAUGGGGUGGGGAAGGCGAGGAUGCUGCCAGUUGCGCUGAGGGGGCACCACAUCCUGCCAGGGAGCCUGGGGAAGCAGAGCGAGGACAGUCCUGCCAGGUGGAACCGGACUAAAGAGCUUGGCACAGACCGCAACGCACAGACCAGCCCAGGGGAGGGGCCGCAGGGACCAGCCAACAGCUCCUCCGCUGCUCAGGGCAACCACACCUUUGUUAGGAAGCACAGCAGCCACCUGAGCCCCCAUCAGUCGCAGAGUGACAGCAGUAGCAACUCAGUGAAGAAAUACGGGCCACUGCUUGGACCUCCUGCUGCUCCUGUUGCUGCGCUGCUCUCUGAGGAGCCAAACUUUAACGUGCCUGUUGUUAUGUGUAUGGAGGGCAAAGAGGGGAAGGUGUGGGACUGCGCCAGCCACAACACCCACCGUCAGAGAGACCACCGUUCAUCCAGCUGGCUCAACUAUGACACUCAGGGACUAAUAGAGAGGCAGCAUGGAUUCAGCUCCAACUUCAGCUACACCAGUAAACACAGCAGGAGCUCCCAGAGCCAACGAGACCUGACAGCGCUGCGGGAGCCACCUGUGGAGGAUCUAAACGGAGUUAUCUUCUCCACCGAGGUUCCUCACGGGGGGCUCAGCAGUACGACAACUCUACAAGGCCCCGAGAAACCCAGACCGAGCUCAGAGCGCACCGCUUUCCUGGCUCAGAACCAGACGUGGGCCCAGCACAGACCAAAGAGCGAAGGGGAGUCACAGAGGAAAGAGGCCGGCUGCAGGAGGAAGGUGGUGCGAAACCAAAUUAAACGGGUGGUGGUCAACCUGGAGCAGGUUCUCAAAGCCCUGAGGGAUGUUCAUCAGGAAAUGAAAGAGGUGGUGCAGCAGAUUGACCAUCUAACAUCAACCAUUGAUCUGAAUGAGGAGGAGGAGGAGGAGGAGGAGGAGGGAACUGGAAGAGAAAGCACCAAACCUCCCAGCGACAGCAGCUACAGUUCAGGCUCGAGCUCCAGUGAAACAACUGUGGGCUUCACACAUCAGAAGCUGUCAGAGCCUGCAAACCAGCCAGAAACUGGGUAUUUAUCUGGCACCCUGAGGGGAGAGCAUCAUAGCAGGAGCCAGUCUCCACCCAAUGUGCAGCUGCGCCCGCUAACCUCUGGACUUUUAUCGGAGAGGAGUCGGACUCUUCACCUCACCGGUAGUGUUGGGGCCUCACCCAAACACGGUGGGAAGCUGCCAUACCCCAGUAACCUCACGACCCACGACCACACUCGCUCCCCCCAAAGAAGCCUCCCUGCUCGGCCUCCAACUCCUGGUCUUUCCCCUCUAACGGUAAACUUCCAUCUCCCCAGUAGCUCUGGUUCUCAGCCUCACUCCCCUGGGGCUACCUCCUCCAUCAGGAUCAGCCCCAUCUCACCUCCCUCUCCCCUGUCUUCAAAGGCUAACCCACCCCCUGCUCUUAGCCCGUCUGUCAUCAUCCAGACCAAAGUGGGGUCUUAUCAGACCACACAAAGCGAUCUCCCAUCUGCUGGGCCGCUCUCUCCAUCGUCCAACCUGCUGCCGUCUGCCAGCUGCCCACCCACCGACUCAGAGACUGAAACCGGGUUCACCGCUAACACGGAGAGGCGAGCAUCCUCAGCGGGACCGUCACACGUAUGCGCCGCAGCACUAGGCCACAGAGGUCGCAAGCCUCCACCUUACCCACAUCACAGACUCUCUGAAAACACAAAGAAAGUGAAGGAGCUCCGCAAAGCUCCUCCGUACCCUGAGAAAAGAAGGCUGCUCUCGACCACAGUGUGAGACAAUGCAGCAGGAGAGGGGGGCUGAUCGAAUGGAGCCAUAUUCACAGCACCAGCCACAAGUCUGCAAGAGUGGAGAGUGAUUUAAGGCUUGCCAAGCUGAGCUGAGACCAAGUUUCCAAGGUGACAAGGCGCAGACGCAACUUGGGGAUCUGGAGGUGAUUAUUUCCAGACGACGCAUCGACAUCAGCGGUGACAACGAGGAAAAGGGGAAACGCUCCUGCUAAGCAUUUCCUCAGUUCCUUAGGAUCACCUCCGGACGGACGAGGGAAACCGAUCCCGGGCCAAACAAGGCAGAGAGAUAACAGGGCACGGAGCUGAGCGGGAGGAGGAAACAUGCGCUCGCACUAAUGACAGAAAGUGUCAGGACUGUCCUUGCUGUGGGAAGGAGGCGUGUCGAGGUGCGCUCCACUUCACAGACGACCACAUCAGACAGGCAGACCGCGCAAAGUGGCUGAGCUCAGACCGGGCGCGGACAUUAACCUUCCACGAGACAUUAAAGUGCACAGACUCGAUUCCGAGUGUGACGUCAAGAAGAAAUAAAGUUUUCGUGCUACUUUGA